Gallus gallus (chicken) is the source of this 2644-nucleotide messenger RNA. It is a transcript of the gene LEF1, whose product is annotated as lymphoid enhancer binding factor 1. Lineage: Eukaryota; Metazoa; Chordata; Aves; Galliformes; Phasianidae. The coding region runs from base 22 to 1215 and encodes 397 amino acids. The transcript is spliced from 12 exons. Gene Ontology annotation, biological process: regulation of transcription by RNA polymerase II; canonical Wnt signaling pathway. The record is from RefSeq and is marked validated. Gene Ontology annotation, molecular function: DNA-binding transcription factor activity, RNA polymerase II-specific; RNA polymerase II cis-regulatory region sequence-specific DNA binding. Gene Ontology annotation, cellular component: beta-catenin-TCF complex.
AGACGCCGCGCUGCCGCGAGGAUGCCGCAGCUGCCGGGGGCCGGGGGCGGCGGGGGGGACCCGGAGCUCUGCGCCACCGACGAGAUGAUCCCCUUCAAGGACGAAGGGGACCCCCAGAAGGAGAAGAUCUUCGCCGAGAUCAGCCACCCCGAGGAAGAGGGCGACCUGGCCGACAUCAAGUCCUCGCUGGUCAACGAGUCCGAGAUCGCGCCCGGCUCCGGCGGGCACGAGGUUUCCAGGCAGACUCCAGCGCAGGAUUCCUACCAUGACAAGGGCAGGGAGCACCCCGAGGAAGGAAAGCAUCCCGACGGCGGCUUGUACAGCAAGGGACCAUCGUACUCUGGUUACUCGGGGUAUAUCAUGAUGCCAAAUAUGAACAACGACCCGUACAUGCCUAACGGAUCUCUGUCGCCACCCAUCCCCAGAACAUCCAACAAGGUGCCAGUGGUACAGCCUUCUCACGCAGUUCACCCCCUCACCCCCCUUAUCACCUACAGCGAUGAGCACUUUUCCCCAGGCUCCCACCCAUCUCACAUCCCCUCUGACGUCAGCUCCAAGCAAGGCAUGUCCAGGCAUCCUCCAGCUCCUGAUAUCCCUACCUUCUAUCCCUUGUCUCCAGGGGGGGUUGGACAGAUAACACCACCUCUUGGCUGGCAAGGUCAGCCUGUAUAUCCCAUCUCGAGUGGAUUCAGGCAGCCCUACCCAUCCUCACUCUCAGUCGACCCUUCCAUGUCCAGGUUUUCACAUCACAUGAUUCCUGGUCCUCCAGGCCCUCACACAACUGGAAUCCCUCACCCAGCUAUUGUAACACCUCAAGUAAAACAAGAACAUCCGCACAACGACAGUGAGCUAAUGCAUGUGAAGCCUCAGCACGAACAGAGGAAAGAACAAGAGCCAAAAAGACCUCAUAUUAAGAAACCUCUGAAUGCUUUCAUGUUGUACAUGAAAGAAAUGAGAGCGAACGUUGUAGCAGAGUGUACUCUGAAAGAAAGCGCAGCUAUCAACCAGAUUCUUGGCAGAAGGUGGCAUGCUCUCUCUCGUGAAGAACAAGCAAAAUAUUAUGAACUAGCUCGUAAAGAAAGGCAGCUACACAUGCAGCUUUAUCCAGGCUGGUCUGCAAGAGACAACUACGGGAAGAAGAAGAAGAGGAAGAGAGAAAAGUUGCAGGAAUCAGCAUCAGGUACAGGCCCCAGAAUGACAGCUGCCUACAUCUGAAGCAUGGUGGGAAAAGAAAUGCUUUCUCAACUUGCAAAGCAAAGGCGGCGACACCAGGACCCCUGCUGGAGAUGGAAGCUUGUUAAACCCUAGGUGUGUCCUUCAUCCACACAGACCACCCCCAAGGAGUCUGUCUAGGAUGUCAUUCACCCUGAUGUCACUGCUAAAGACACUGAAUCAUAAAGACAAUCACUGCCAAAAUCCUUCACUAUCACGAGGUCCAGCCCUGAUAUAAAUAGAGCGAAUAAGCUCCUGGGUCAGCAGAGCAGCUUUUGUCUUCACUCCACCUCUGCCUUGCACUCUUAAGCCCUCGUCUCAUCUGUGUCCAUGUUGAGUCAGCAAACAAAGUAGCGUGGCUGUCUCUGCCUGCUUCAGCCAACAGAGUAACUUAGAGCACCGCUGCCCAUACAGCACAUCGAGGAAUGGAAUUUGCCUGGACCAGGAUGACACACUCAAAACUUCUUUUUAUUUAAUGGUGCGACAGGAUCAAUUUUGGUUUUAGCUUUUUUAAGAAACUUGAAUGCUUUUGUAUUUUAACUUUUAGUUUGUAAUUUCCUUGGUGUAUAUUUUACUAGGUAUGAGCUUUUAAACAACUGUCAAAAAUCUGAACUACUUUUUAAAUAAUGGGGUUUAUUUUCCUUUUUUUUUUUUUUUUUUUCUCUCCUGCCAGAGGAAAAGCCUGUAUGGAAAAAGGUGGCUUUUUUUGUUAAACUACUUGUAACAAAUAGUGGCCUCUCAGUCUAUAUAAUACAGUGUCAUAUAGAACUAAAUAAAUGUAACAACAGUCAGCUGGUCAGUAGCCAUGUCAGUCUUGCAUCACCUCCUCUGUAAACAUAAGCAAUACAUCCAGCAAAUCUGACUGCAGUGAGUUCUCCUUCUUACCCAUCGCCCUUCUCCUUGUAAAAAGCCCAGCACUUGAAUUAUUACUUCAAUUGUUCUGUAUUUGUAUCUGUUUUUGUUAGCCUGUUAGUGGGAUUUUAUGCCAGUUGUUGAAAUGAGCAUUGAUGUACCCAUUUUUUUUAAAUAGUAAGGCACAGCCUUUGCCAAAAAUACUGACAACCAAUUUUUUUUUUUUUUUUUGUCAUUCCAGUUUGAGUUAAAUGUGCUGAGCAUUUGGGUUUUUGUUCGUUUUUUUUUUGUUUGUUUGUUCUUUUGUUUUUGUUUUUGUUUUUUUUUUUAAUAAAAGCUUUGUAAUAAAACAAAAGUCAAGUGUCUGACUUAAGAAAGAUACGAGUCACACCUGAAAGAGAUGAAUCCCUGGAAAGUAGAUGCAAGCCCACAAAGGUGCAGUCACUUCUUAGACUGCAGACUUUGGGCUCAGCGUCCCCUUGUAGGAAAUGCACUGUUUUUAUUUGUCUGUAUGGAGCUUUUCUUCCUAAAGAGAGCAGGAAUCUCAUUUUGAACCAGGAGGAAGGAAUUGGUAUGGCCA